Messenger RNA from Canariomyces notabilis, 741 nucleotides. RefSeq lists its product as uncharacterized. The record is from RefSeq and is a predicted model, not a curated record. Lineage: Eukaryota; Fungi; Ascomycota; Sordariomycetes; Sordariales; Chaetomiaceae. The coding region runs from base 1 to 741 and encodes 246 amino acids. The transcript has 2 exons.
AUGGACGGCGAAAACCGAAACAAUCCCACCCCAGGUUCCAAGCGAAAACAACAACAUCAACCAUCCAGCCGCUCAGAAGAAGAAUCAGAGCUGUCUGGCUCUGAUGAAGACCCUCCCAGCAAGCAGGUCAUGCUGAGCCCGGGGCCGUUGGCGGGCUACACAUUUGGCUUUGACCCUCGCAUUAACGUCAAUAUCAAAGUUGUCGAGGGUGAAGUGGUGAAACUCAACUUUGGGGUUAAAGAAAGGGAUUCACGCGUGCUGCGAGGGCCCAAGGAAAAAGUCCCAGCCCUUUGGGAGAUACCCGUACUCGAAGAAUGGAACGAGGCGCUCAGCCGCAGGGUGGUGGGCGCUUUGCUGUCCGUCGUGUCUCCAACAGUCCGGUUAUUCUUGGCGACCAACCCUAGGGGAAGGAAGAACGAGACAUACAAGAUCAUCCUCCUUCCCGGGGCACAGGUUCAUGAUCUUUCGGCCUAUGACAAACGCGUGCUGCUGGACCAUUGGCGAUGCCUGAUCAAGUGGGCCAAAACCGCUGUCAUCUCCCAGCUGACCGAGACUGCUGUGCCGCCACUCGAUGAGUUCAUGACACAAUACUUCGAGCGGUUGUUGGAGCCCGGAGAUCAUGGAGCCGGCGCAGACGACUUCACAGAGUUCUGCAAGCUUUUAAGCAGCAUUGCCGAGCCUAGUAUUUGGAAGUGGAAAACGCGGGAAGCACGCGCGCAACGUGCCUUGGUACAAACCUGA